CCAAAACCAAACGCCCCUGCGUUUCUCUGCUGUGCUGGAAACGGUCCUCCUCGCCGAGCGGGCAGCCGGCUCGUGACUCCAUGGAACGGGUUUCGCUCCGCUCUCGUUUACACCAGCGCCCUCGAAAACGGAUCUAGCUGCUUCCGCGCCCACCCCAUCGCUCUCGACAGGUUUCCAGAAUGCGCCUCCUCCUGCGAUGCAACCGGGGCGGACGAGCCCUUAAAACACAAUCCGGGGGGCCGGAUUUUGGUGGGGUGGCGGCGGCGGCGGCAGGCAGGGGCAGGAUGCGGUAAAAAGCGGAGGGACUGAGCCCUGAAAACGGGGGAGGAGGGGGUGCCUUGCGCACCUCCAAGGCACCGGGAUCCUCCAGGAACCAGGCGACGUUUGCGCAGCGGAAGGCAGCCCCGCCCCCUGUGCGCGCAGGCGCGGCCAGCCUGAGGUUCCCGCAGGCUCAGCAUUCAGUGACCACAGGCUGAUGAUUGUAGUUCUGUUCUGUGUGGCUUAGGCAAGGUGAUGGAUGGACGAGCAGAGAUGGAAGUGAUAAGAAGCACAAAAGGCAACGCGACAGGGGAAGUCAGUGUCCAUUUGGUUGCCAAUGAGAAUACUGUGCAAAAUGCCCACCUACCAGCAACCGCCUUCAUCAUACCAGCAAACACAACCACUGUAAACCUUCCAACAAGCACCUUAGAAAUCCAGCGAUUCCCUCGGGAACCCCAGAAAAGCGUGGGGUCUGAGAGGCAAAGAGAGGGCCUGGGAAACGAGCCGAUCACAGCGACAGUCAUCCCCCAGAUCAGCGGAGUUCAGACCUGCAACACCAUCCGGGUUCUGGAAUGGAAGGAUGGAGUGGCCACUCUCCCUGGAAGCAACCUGAGGUUUCGGAUAAAUGAAUAUGGGACGCUGAAAGUGGUCAGUGCUGACAAGCUUUUGCCAACAGAGCCCCUAAAGGAGUGCCACUCAGAAAGAGAGGGAGAGGAUGAGGCAGCAGCACCUCUCAGCAAGGAUAAUCCCACCGUGACUCAAGACUCUGAUGUCCCAGAGGCUCCCAAGCUGCCAACCGUGGACAGCCUGUGCCAUUGCAGCACCUGCGGCCGAAGAAACGUUUCAGGGUCAGCCCAGGAAGGAAGAGGGUUUUGCAGUGAGAACUGCCACCGGCAAUUCAAAGAAAGGUCUGUCAUCGUGGAGAACUCUGCUGGCAGCACCAACUCCACUGAAAUCCUCAAGCCAGUGAAGAAGCGGAAGAGGAAAGAUUACCAAAGCCCCUCCGAGGAGGAAGAGGAAGAAUCAGAGCAAAUGGAAGUGAAGCAAGAGGAGACAAAUGGCUCUGGAGGAGAACUUCCUGCUGGCAGCAUGGGGCAUGAAGAAUGGAACACAAGUCAGCCUGUUUCCAGCGAGGAGAAGACAGAAGGUUGGACCUGGGCAUCUUACCUUGAAGAACAGAAAGCCAUUGCUGCCCCUCUAAAUCUGUUCCAGGAACACCAGUCGACCCCCCAGCACAAGAAUGGUUUCAAGGUGGGGAUGAAACUGGAGGGGAUCGAUCCUCAGCACCCUUCUAUGUACUUCAUCCUGACUGUGGCCGAGGUAUGUGGAUAUAGGAUGCGCCUUCAUUUUGAUGGCUACUCUGAAUGCCAUGAUUUCUGGCUGAACGCUGACUCCCCCAACAUUCAUCCUGCCGGCUGGUUUGAAAAAACAGGACACAAACUCCAGCCCCCAAAAGGGUGUCUAGGUUACAAGGAAGAAGAUUUCAACUGGGCCAACUAUCUGAGGAUAACCAAAGCUCAGGCUGCUCCAAAGCACCUAUUUUUCACUCCAGACAGUAACGCUGCUCCUACAGGGUUCCAAGUGGGUAUGAAGCUUGAAGCAGUGGACCGCAUGAAUCCUUCUUUGAUAUGCGUUGCCACAGUGACAGAUGUGGUGGACAAUCGCUUUUUGGUGCACUUUGACAACUGGGAUGACACAUAUGACUACUGGUGUGACCCCAGCAGUCCCUACAUCCACCCGGUUGGUUGGUGUCAGGAACAUGGGAAGCCCCUCACUCCUCCACAAGACUACCCUGAUCCUGAGAACUUCAGCUGGGAAAAAUACUUGGCAGAAACAGGUGCUUCUGCGGUGCCAACUUGGGCCUUUAAGGUGAGGCAGCCCCACGGCUUCCUGAUCAACAUGAGGUUGGAGGCAGUGGACCGAAGAACUCCCUCCCUGAUCCGAGCAGCCUGUGUGGAGGAUGUAGAAGACUACAGGGUAAAGAUCCAUUUUGAUGGCUGGAGCCAUAUCUACGAUUUCUGGAUAGACUCGGACCACCCAGACAUUCACCCAGUGGGGUGGUGCUCAAAAACGGGGCAUCCACUGCAGCCUCCUCUCAGGCCAAAGGAACCUGUCUCUUCUGCCAAUGGGAGCUGCCCAACUUUGGCCUGUAAGACCCUCCCCACCACCAAGAGUUCCAAAUACAGCUUUCACAGGAAGUGUCCAACCCCCGGUUGCGAUGGCUCAGGUCAUGUGACCGGGAGAUUUACAGCACAUUACUGCAUCUCAGGGUGCCCCCUGGCAGAGAAGAACCAGGGAAGAAUGAAGGCAGAUCUCUCAGACACAGAAAACUCCGUCCGAAAGAGGAACUUGAUCGGCUUCUCUCAGCGGAAGAAAUCACGGCACCAUGGAAGGGGACGACCUCCGAAAUACCGGAAAAUCCAGCAGGAAGACUUCCAAACUAUUUCUUCAGACAAUAUGCACCAGUCUCUCUUUAUGUCAGCCUUGUCAGCGCACCCGGACCGUUCCCUCUCCCUCUGCUGGGAACAGCACUGUAAGCUCCUGCCUGGAGUGGCUGGGAUCACAGCAUCUACUGUAGCCAAGUGGACCAUUGAUGAGGUCUUCAGCUUCGUACAGACACUGACAGGUUGUGAGGACCAAGCGAAACUCUUCAAGGACGAGAUGAUUGAUGGUGAGGCAUUCCUUCUGCUGACUCAGACUGACAUCGUGAAGAUCAUGAGCGUCAAACUUGGCCCAGCGCUUAAAAUCUACAACGCCAUCCUCAUGUUCAAGAACGCUGAUGAUACCUUGAAGUGAACCGCCCUUUGACUUUUCUCCCACGUGGGAGCUGCCAAACUCUCUGUCUCGGCAGAGUAGAGACCUUCCCGGCUGCUGCAGCUGUAAAAUCCUGCCAACUUGCUCUCUCUUUUGAGUCUUCGUCUUUGUUUACAUGCCAAAUCCAUUCCCUGUCUGUCUUCCUCCAGCCAGCCUUUCCAAAUACUGCCCUGAUUCCUGUCUAGCAGUGGAGCUCCAGCACUGACCUGCCCAAUCUCACAGACCCUAUUCUCCUGAUGGUUUUAAAGGCACACGCAACAGGAAUUUGGAGAUUUGGUGUGCUAUCGGGUUUAACCUGCCUUGAAUUUAACUUACUCAGCUGCCCAGGUUCUUACAUUAUAAAGCGUGCCUGGAUUCACAUGAUGCAGAAGAGGAAAAUAUCUACAAAUGGACCACCGGCGUGAUCACCAAAUGGCAGCACGCACUGGGAAGCACCUCUGAUGUUUCAGGGCAAAUGUCAGCCUCUAAUAAUCAGGGAUUCGAUCGUGAACUUCACAAGGGGCAGAGUAUCUACAAUAUAUCCAGGGACUGGCUGAAGCACUAAGUAAGUGUUGGUCCUUCCAAGACAGGCUACAGGACUAAGUACAUUAUUGAUGAAGGAAUCCAUCCUAACAAUUCUGGAGUCAUUUCUGCUGUUGCAAAAAAAAAUUGGUGCUCAGAAUUUAUAGACUUGUAAUAUUGCCAUGCUACUUGUGGAGGAUGAGAGAAACAAAGAAGAUCAUGUAAUAAUGUUCCUUGGUUUAACUUCUGUUCCUUCUGCAAAUCGCACUUCAAGCAAUUUUUCUUUUUAAUAUAUAAAAAAAUGUGUGGAGCAGAGUGUCACAGAAAACAAGCAAACUAGCAACAUUUGUACUUUAAGCAAAAGCAUUCUUCUGAUCCAUGGGAGGAGUGACUGCUCUUAGGGAUAGCCAGCUAACGUCGUUCUGGCCUGGCAGGUGCUGUAUUGUAUGAGAAAAAGAAAACAGAUUCUGUACAAUGCAGCAGUUCUUAAUUUCUUUGUUCUGGACGCAUCAGCUGUGCCCCAUCAAACCAUAUUUAGUUCAGUGUGUGCCAAAUGUUUACAUUCAGCUGCUUGACAGUGUCACUUGAAAAUGAGAAGCUGGCUUUAAAAAAAAAGAAGUUUUUUACCAUAUGGAUACAAUGUGAGCCUAAGCUUUCAAGCUUUUGAAAAUAAUUCUGCUGUUGACUACAUGGGGUUUUUUCCUGUGCCCCCUUUAUGUUGACUAAUGAAGCAAUGACAGAGGCUGUUCUGAUGAGCUACUUUCCCUAUAGUGUAGCCAUGUGACUAAAAGGCUCAGGUUGCAACAUCAGUUCUACCCUUAGAUAGUGAGAAACUGGCCUCAGGCAGCAUAUUUCUGAAUGCGGUUAAAGGACAACUACUAUCCUGUUAAUGUAUUAUUGUUUGUUUGAUGGAGGUUGGAAUGCCAUAUGAAUUUUCCACCUCCAGUGCCAAAAUAUCUUGGAAUGGUCCUAUGAAGUUGGGGAAUCCCUUCUAAUUUCAGCAGUCCUAGAUUUAAUUCUGGACGUUUUCCACUCCAUUCUCCAUCAGUCAUCUCGCUUGACGGUGGUCCCAUGUAAUAAAUUAUGAUUGAAGGCUUCCAUACGCAAGCACUGAUUUGGAUCUAGGUUUCUUAGACCCAAAUCCAACCCUCUUCCCAUUUGCUACAAAGCAUUCUAAGUGUAUUUCUUAGUGUAUGAACCUCCUUAAAACCAACUUAAAGUUGUUGUUUUUUGUCCCCCUUAAGUCUGUGAAGGAAAGUCUAAAGUUUCUUAACCAUACAUACACCAGCAACCUGUCUCAUAGCAGUGUGGUCUGUGAAGUCUACUUUCUAAUGUUUGGGUCAAAUUCACGCUAAGCUUCCCAUGGAAAUGCAGCAAUUUGACUCUGAUAUUAUUGAAUACUUGGUCACUAUUUAGGUCUCUUUUUUAACUGCUGGCUGCUUGCUGUUCCAAGAUAAAUUUAUAUCUUGAUUUCUCUCUCUCUCUGUGUCAUGGCAAGCAUUUCUUUUUUUAGCAAGUUUCCUGCUGAUUGUGAAAUAUCUUUCAUUUGACUCCCCCUUCUGUUUACUUGGUAGGAGGCAGAAUACUGGGAAGAAGGACAUUUUUCAUUUUUGAAUCAAAUCCUUCUCACAGAUGCUGCUGGAUGGUGCCAAACUAUCCCCAUAUCCAAAGAGAUACUCUUUUUAGUCAGCCAGGAAAGAUGAAGAAGGAAGGAACCACUUGACAUGCCCAGGUGAUUCUUGGCGGGUUUUAAAAGGAAAACUUCCCCCUUUUUAAAAAAAAAAAAUAUGUCCAGUUUGCUGUUUUAGCUGCAUAUAUAAAGAUCAGUCAGCAUAUUUGUAGGUACCAACCCUACAAAGCAAGAUUUUGUAUCAUUAACAUUCUUAUUAUGAAUGUUCUUAUUAACAUUAAUUUUAAAUUUCCAAUUAUGUAUACAUUCCUCUUGUAUUUGAGACAGGGACUUUGCCAACUCAAUGGAUGGAUUGCUGGGAGUUGCAAGGCGUUUGUCUCUGAAUUUGAAACUAGAUGAGGAAUAUGGCUCGUUUGGGACAUACUCUGCUAAGCAGAGGUCUUUAGGUGCUGUUAAGACCACUUGAAAGAAACAGGAAGUGUUUAAUGGUGUUGAGGCCAUCUUUGCUAUUAUCCUACUGGAACUAUAGCCAUGAAGAAAAUGGCUUCUUUUGUGCCAUUUUGAGACAGUUAUGGGCCAGUUUGCCUCUCUGCCUCUUCAAAGGUUUGAGCCUCUGUUGUUUGGCUCAGGUGAAAUGUAAUUUUCUGAUGGGUCUUGUAUGCUGAACUGCAACAGGUGGCCCCUUGAGGUCCUCGGUGCCAAAUGGUUAUUCAUGUAGGCUUUUGGAGUUGGGCACAUAAUCUGUCCUAGAUUUCACACCGAAUCCCUCUUCCCCACUCUGUCAUGCUGGCUGCUGAGCAAGCUGAACUCAAUUUGCACCAAGAAUGGAGUCUAGAUAGUGCACUGUUCCCAUUGACCCCAAGUUCCUCCAGAGAAGAAAAUUAUCCUCAAUUGGAAGUGUGUAAAAUGCGUGAUCUAAUAUUGUGUGCUUGUGUUUUUGUGUAUGUAUGUGUGGGAGACAGAAACAGUUAUUUUAGUU
Messenger RNA from Podarcis raffonei (Aeolian wall lizard), 6182 nucleotides. RefSeq names its product L3MBTL histone methyl-lysine binding protein 1 (gene L3MBTL1). The record is from RefSeq and is a predicted model, not a curated record. The coding region runs from base 514 to 3054 and encodes 846 amino acids. Lineage: Eukaryota; Metazoa; Chordata; Lepidosauria; Squamata; Lacertidae. Gene Ontology annotation, cellular component: nucleus. Gene Ontology annotation, biological process: regulation of DNA-templated transcription. The transcript is spliced from 23 exons. Gene Ontology annotation, molecular function: zinc ion binding; protein binding.